Messenger RNA from Striga asiatica, 966 nucleotides. The record is from the annotation of a GenBank genome assembly. Lineage: Eukaryota; Viridiplantae; Streptophyta; Magnoliopsida; Lamiales; Orobanchaceae.
GCACCCACAAUUACACAGGCUCACGGGGCCGACAAUCGCGUGGUGGAUACAACCAGAUCGACGGGGUGGCUACACGGGUCGGCUGGAGAAAAUAGGUUAAAGGCGAUUGAGAUGGUUAAAGCGACGAUCGAGGACGGUGUGUGGGCAGGACCAGCCUCAUCUUGCCUUAUCAGGAAGCGAGGAUCCCCAAUUUGUGGGAUGCAAUCAGUGGUGUCAGUGUCACUUACAACAGCAGCGGUGUCGUCAUUGGCGCGGAAUCACACACCAGCACCGGCGAGCAGACUCAAUAAGAGCCUUCUCGUUGGUUAUAAAUUGCCAAAGGCUGUAGAGAGUAGGACGAGCGGUUUUAUUAUUUACCGCGAUGAUUUGGUGAAUUCCAUGAAGGAGGCAGCAUCGAAGGAGCUUUUGAAUGGUCACCUUAUCGGUUUGGUUUACAUCGAUCAACCUCAUGUCACAAGAAGUGCUCAGGAAGUGGUCCAAAUCGGUGUGAUCAACCUGUUGAGCCAGUGCAUAAAGGAUUUUAACACACCUAGCUUUCAUCCAUCAAUGAUCUCCAUCCUAAUUGACGUGAAGAAGCUCAGGAAGACGAAGCCCCAGCUUUCAUCUACGCCUAAGCAUGUUUAUAAUGUGAGGGCCAAGCUCAGUCAGGGGAAUAUUACGGCGACGGUGGAAAGGGACAAGAAUUUGUCGGAAGCUGUCGCUAAUGGGAUGAGGGAAAAGGGGGACUCCACACAUGAUCAGUGCAAGGGCAAAUGGAAAGAUCUUGUGAAUAGAUACAAGGCUCUGAAGUCACGGUUGGCGGUGGAGGAGAAGAUGGUGAAGCUGAGGAUGACAGGGGUGGUAGAGCAUGAGAACAUGGACGUGCUGAGAGUGAAGGCAAAGAGAGGGACGGAGAUUGUGAUGGCGGACAUGAAGAAUCCGGCGGCCAAGCUGACGCCCAACAAAGUUGAAAAUCCAAGACCAUGA